Messenger RNA from Coregonus clupeaformis (lake whitefish), 2170 nucleotides. It is a transcript of the gene kansl2, whose product is annotated as KAT8 regulatory NSL complex subunit 2. Gene Ontology annotation, cellular component: NSL complex. The transcript is spliced from 10 exons. Bases 240 to 1745 code for a protein of 501 amino acids. The record is from RefSeq and is a predicted model, not a curated record. NCBI's taxonomy places the organism in Eukaryota, Metazoa, Chordata, Actinopteri, Salmoniformes, Salmonidae.
CUUAUAUUAGAGUGCAUCUGUACAUCAACGACAGCGUAUAAAGCAGUAUACUUUGCCACAUAGAGACUAAGGAACGCUGAACAAACAUGGCUGCUAAAGCUAGCGGGCUAACAAGCUAACACAAAAGCUACAAUUCGCUGUCGUUGAGCUAAAAGAAGGCGGACCUGUUCCAUGUGGCGCGUGAUUGGGUUUUAUGCAGGAUCGUCACAGCACAAGUGUAUGGCACAGAUGGACCAGUGAUGAACAGGAUAAGGAUCCACGUGUUGCCAUCGAGCAGGGGCCGUGUGGCCCAGACCGCUCGUACCCAGGAGCCCCAGGCCUGCUCCUUCACUCAGCGACCCUGCUCCCAGCCGCGCCUGGAGGGCCUGGAGUUCUGCAUCAAACACGUCCUGGAGGACAAGAACGCCCCUUACAGACAGUGUAGCUACGUCUCCAACAAGAAUGGCAAGCGCUGCCCGAACGCAGCCCCUAAGGUGGAAAAGAAAGAAGGGGUGACCUUCUGUGCGGAGCACGCUAGAAGGAAUGCCAUGGCGCUCCAGGCCCAGCUGAGAAAGGCCUCGUCCGGACCCUCCCCUGAGGCCCUCCUAUCUCAGCUCAGUGGGUACAACCGCCCUGAGACGCAUGGCCUGGACAGUGGCCGCAGUGAAGCCACCCGCAUCCUAGAUGUGGACAGCUGGAGCGAGGAGGAGCAGGGACCGCUGGUGCUGGACCAGACAUGGAGAGGAGAUCCAGACAGUGAAGCUGACAGCAUCGACAGUGACCAUGAGGAUCCUCUUAAACAUGCAGGGGUGUACACAGCAGAGGAGGUUGCUCUCAUCACACGGGAGAAGCUCAUCAGACUCCAGUCUCUCUACAUCGACCAGUUCAAACGCCUGCAGCACCUCCUCAAGGAGAAGAAGCGCCGAUACCUGCACAGCCGCAAGGUGGAGCAUGAGACCCUAGGGAGUAGUUUGCUGACUGGCACAGAGGGUCUCUCCAUGAAGGAGAGGGAGAACCUGAGGAAGCUGAAGGCUCUCCGUCGGUACCGCCGCCGGUACGGCGUGGAGGCUCUGCUUCACCGGCAGCUCAGAGAGAGGAGACAGGCUGUCACAGAAGGAGCUCCUCCUCAGGCGCAUACGAUGAGGUCUAGCCAGAGGUGUAUCUCCUAUGUGGAAGGGACCCGCUGUUCUAACCAGUGUCUCCCAAUGACGCGACACUGCGUCUCUCACAUCUACCAGGACAGUAACCAGGUACUGUUCAAGAUGUGUCCGGGGCUGAAGGAUGUUCCCUGUGACCGGCCCGUUCACAUGGGCCAGUCAGAGGAGCCUCGCUGCCCCCUGCACCUCUCCCUGCCUCCCCCCAUGUACCAGCCUGAACAGGAGACGGCCCUGACCCCAGAGCAGCUAGAUGCAGUACUACCCAAAGACAUGUACCUGAGUGCUGCAGAGCUACAGCCCACGGAGAGCCUGCCGCUAGAAUUCAGUGACGACCUGGAUGUAGUGGGGUGUCCUCCGUCCCCUCUGAUGUUUGACACGGCCCUGGCUCUGGAGGACCAGACGAUCAGGGCCAUCGCUGAGGGUCCCAUGGACAUCCUAACUGGCGUUGAGCUGGACGCUUCGGGACACGACUCUGCUGACAUGGAGCUCUCUGAGAGAGUUCUGCAGUCUAUAGAGGACCAAAUUGUAUCAGAGGUAAUAGGAGAAGGGGACACCACAGAAAAUUCAUCAACAGAACUGGACCAUGUUGCUGCAGACACCUCCAGAUGAAAGAGCUUUGCCUCAACCCAUGUUCAAAUUACAAACUUGUGUUGAAUUACAGAGACUAAUAUUGAGUUGACCAAUUCAAAGCCAGGAUAGAUCUACAAGGUGGUAGAUCAUAACGGUGCCUUUGCACACCAUUGCCAAAUGACUACUGUUAAGUCAUUGUUUAAUCAGUUGUCGUAUUGCUAACUUUUGCUCAUACUCUCAAUGAGUCAUUUCAAUGUCUGUCUGGUCUCGUGCACUGUUGCCUUUCUGAACUUUACCUGUGUAAUUUAACAACUCCUGGCUUCUCCAUAAACUACAAACAGAUUAUAUAUUGUAUACCAAGUCAGUGUUGGUAUAGUGAAGAGAUGAAACACCCUUGCAAGUCUUUGGUUUGUUACUGUUCAUUAAACACUCCACAAAUAAAUGUAUUGAUCAUUUGAUUUUUA